Molecule: messenger RNA, 811 nt
Organism: Chlamydomonas reinhardtii
Lineage: Eukaryota; Viridiplantae; Chlorophyta; Chlorophyceae; Chlamydomonadales; Chlamydomonadaceae
Exons: 2
Coding region: 130-399 (89 amino acids)
Source: RefSeq, a predicted model, not a curated record
AAAAGUCCUGCCUAUAGGCAAACGAGGGUUAGCAGCAUUCCUUUAGCAAACAGGAAGCUUUGCCCUAGAAACAGGAAGCUUUUCGCUUCCGCUUUCGCUGCUCUCCUUUCUUGCCAAGCUCUCGGCACCAUGACGCUUGGGGAGGCUUACCUUAAGGACAUCCUCCGUCCCCCGCCCACCGGGUUUAUGCCCGAGAACGUGGCGCAUCCCUACCAGAAGAGCUUCUACACCUAUGCUACCAAGAAGCUGUUCCCUCGCCACUGGUUCCUGCUGGCUGGUUUUACGUUCACGAUAACUCUCUACGGGACGCUCGACAGCCUGCGUGAUGCCGGCAAGAAGAAGGCCUACGAUGAGGCGGUGCUGGCGGGCAAGCAGCCGUUCACCGCUGGUGGGCACUAAGAUGGAAUGGCGAGCCCCAGUAGCAGGAGCGGCCGUGGAGCUUCGUGGGCGCGGGGGUGCAGGGUAGCGGAACGCAUGGCAGCGAUACGAGGCUGCCACUGGCUUAUAUGGCGGUAGACGUAUGUCAGCCUGUCCUGGCGGGCGGGGAGAGUGCCAGGGACAUCAGAUGUGUGUGCCGCCUGCAAGGACGGCCACGCUGUUAGCGGCGUCUAUGCGGCGGGGGACACUUCCAGUGAGUGUUGGUGGGACAGAGUAGCGUAGAUGCAAGGGAUGUUGUCUCAAGAUGGGAAGAUGUGGUGCCGCAGAUGGUGUUAGUCAGGGGCGCAAGGGCGCAAGAGAUUGCAUUGGUUACAAGAGGGACCUGCUGACGCUCCUCCAAGAGUGCGUCUUGGCACUGUAAUCUUGUUGAUUU